This is a messenger RNA of Oryza brachyantha (malo sina), 2785 nucleotides long. RefSeq names its product DDT domain-containing protein DDR4-like. Gene Ontology annotation, cellular component: RSF complex. Gene Ontology annotation, biological process: regulation of DNA-templated transcription. NCBI's taxonomy places the organism in Eukaryota, Viridiplantae, Streptophyta, Magnoliopsida, Poales, Poaceae. Bases 57 to 2270 code for a protein of 737 amino acids. The transcript is spliced from 12 exons. The record is from RefSeq and is a predicted model, not a curated record.
CCUCCGCCCCAAACCCUAGCCCUCCCCCCCACGCAGAUCCCCGAUCUGGUCCCCCCAUGCCCGGCGCCGACGCGGUCGGCGGCGGGGACGCCCCCUCCUCCUCCCCACCCCCACCGCCCCAGCAGGAGGGGGAGGAGCGGGAGGAGGCCCCGGCGGAGGAGCCGCCCGCGGAGGCGCCGGCGCCGAGGAAGAUGCGGCUGCCGCGGGCGUGCAACAGCAAGCCGAAGCCCGCCCCCCCGCCGCCGCCGGAGCGGCCGCGCCGGCGCGCCGCGGCGGCGGCGGCGGCGGCGGUGGGCGGCGGCGCGGAGGAGCCGCCGCAAUGCCGCGUGGUGACGCCGCUCGUGUCGGAGCCCGAGGCGCCCGCCGAGCUGCCCCGGUGGCGGCUCCGCUGCAUGUGGGAGCUCGCCUCCGUGCUCAACUUCCUCCACGUGUUCCGGCCUUUGCUGAACAUCACGGGGGAUUUCUCGGCGGAGGACCUCGAGGAGGCGCUCAUCACUCCCAAUAGUACUCUAGAUGAUGUGCAUAUGCCGCUCCUGAAGUCAAUUCCUCCAGUAACCCGCAUGGCUAUGGGGCGUGGAACUUGGGUGACCGUCCUAUGUAGGAAACUAAAGGAUUGGUGGCAUUGGGUUGCAGAAGGUGAUAUCCCAAUAAUUGCAUCGCACGGAGCUGAAAUUGAAGCUUACAAGGUUCUAGAGCCGGCAACUCGAUUAGUUAUCUUGAAAGCGAUAUGCGAUAUACGUGUCGAGCAAGAGGAUAUCCGGAACUUCAUUGAUAGUUCCCUAAAACAUGGCUAUGACCUUUCUACCUUCCGGAAAGAACGAAUAGGGGGGGAUCCCUAUGGAAUCUCCUACUGGUAUGAAGAUGAUCCAAUUCUUGGGCAUAGAUUAUAUCGUGAAAUUAGACGAGUGGAAUUGGCGAAGAAAGAGCCAGGAAAGAGAUCUAGAGGAAAAAGGGCUCUAACUCCUCCCGUUGUGUCCUAUCAGUGGGAAACUGUCGCAUCCAACUUUGACGAGUUUGAUGAUGUUGCAGAAAAACUCUUUUCAAGUCGGAACAGGUCAGAGGCCAACCUUGGCAAGAAGUUGAAGAUUGAAUAUCUUCCAGAUAUUGAAAAGAUACAUAAAAAGAAGGAGAGGUUGCUAAAAAAGCAACAAAGAGAAGCCCUCCUCAUUGAUAGUUUCUUGGCUCCAGAUGGAUUUACCACUGGUCGGUCUCUUCGUGACAGAAAGCCCGUAACAUACACUUUCGAUGAAUAUGAUCGCUCAAUAAGUGAGGCCAUAAAAAUAACAAAGAAAGGAGAAAACUCAGGUGAGCCUGCUGCUCCGGCCAACAAAAGGAUCCUUACACCAAGACCAGAGGCAUCGAGCAAUGGCAAGGUCAAUGGUCUCUCACCGACUAACAAUGAAUAUGAUGGAAAUUCUUCAAAGUCGGAUGACUACAGAGAUAGUGAUGGUGAAGAAGAAAGUGAGGCACUUGAUCGGAGCAACCGCCGGAGGAGAAGAUCUCAGAGAUACACGCGGGACUUUGUUGAGGCUGUCUCAGAUAUUGACCCAAACUUUGACAGUGAUGAUGAAAUUAUGGGAGAGGCAGUCUAUGAUGAGGAAUAUCUGAGAACUCGCAAACAGCAGAAGACAUCAAGUGCUUCUGAAGAGGAUGAGGAGUUCAGGUUAGAAGAAGAUGCUGAAGAAGAUGAUGAUGAUGAGGAAGAUGAGUAUUCUUUGAGUACCAGUGAGGACUUAGAGGAGCCGCAACGGCACAAGAAACUGCAAACUCGUGGCCGGCGAGGGGCCAAGCUUAGAUCUGUUGAUGAAAUCCAAACAGGUCUUAGGCGCAGCAAACGUUCUUCUCGUCAACGAAUUAAUUAUCAACAGUAUGAUUAUUCGGACUCAGACACAGAGGCAGGAAAGGAAGGAAAAUCCGAUGCAUCAGAUCCUGAUGCGGGUUUUGAUGCAGAAAACGAUAUGGAACUCUCGACAUCGAGUCAAGAGCAAGGGGAAGAUGACGAUGAUGGCCCUGACGAACAAAAGGACAAUAGCAAUGACAAUAAAAUGGACGAGGAUCAUGUAGUGUUGGCAAAUAAAGAAGAGCAGGAGGAACAGCCGCAGCCACCUCCCCCGCCACCCCUGCAGCCUGUGGAAAAAAUGGAAUCUCCUGGUAGAGAGAUUGGAACUGUAGGGAGAACAUUUCUAGAUCUAAAUGAGCUUGCACCUGGCGGUGGCUUUGACGACGGUCCAAGCCUGAGUAUGAAAGACGAGGAUAUUGAUAACAGUUAGGACAUAAGUUUUGUAAUACAAUCGAGUGUUAGUAGGUGCUACUUGGAGCAAGGUGUAAUUGCGUGAAGUUAUGGGCCAUUGCCACAGAUCAAUGGUCUGCUAAUGAGAUGACUCAGCAAUAUCUGGACAGUUUUAGAUGAUUGCUGGUACAUCAAUUUACAGUGAGAAAACAGGCGAGGUUCCACCGAGGUUGCGGCGGAAGAGCUUCUUCGAAUGUAACAGAGUGCUGUUUGAUACUUGGAGGCCAUCCAAAGGGAGUUUUGCAUUCUACUGUGUACACUACACGAAGGGCGCGCAUCAGUCACUGUUGUAUUAUGUCCAGACUGAUUGAUGCUGUGUUGCUGCCAGAUACAAACUUGUAGCCUCCAUUUAUUUAUCCCUAGGCACGAUACUGUUGUUCAGAUAUUCUUGCAACAUUCAUAUGGUGGAAACUUGUAAUACACUAAAGUGCUCCUCUUCUCGGCAUUUCUUCGGUUAUAUCCCACUUGUAGAAUGUAGUUCUUUUUUAAGUCUAA